CUAUUUUCUAUUUAGUUCUCUUAAUCAUUCAUCUCUUCAGGAAUAUACUCUCUCACUUUGAAAUAGACUGCACUUGUUCCUUCACUUUCCACAGGAAAAUGCAGGUUGAUAAAAUGAAGCCUCUACGAUCGAAACUGCCACUAUCCAUUGUCGCAGUCGGGGUCUGUGCCUUCGCAUUCAUUGCUGUCCUGUACAUUGAGGAUGCUGGAUAUCUAAAAUUCAUGGCAAAAUCUUGUUCUAAACAGGAACCCAUAUCCCAUUCUCAUGGGUCAAAGAGUGGGGAAAAGAAUGUCAGCUCAUCUGUGGAAGAAGAUCUUCUUGAAGACGUCGAUGGAGAUAAGGAAGAAUUUGAUCCAAACAAUUGCAGGAUUUUCAAGGGGAAGUGGGUGUUCAACACUUCAAUUGAGCCUUUAUACUCUGAUACAACUUGCCCAUAUCUGGAUAGGCAAGUUUCUUGUGUGAAGAAUGGAAGGCCAGAUUCCGACUAUCGUUACUGGGAAUGGCAGCCUGAUGACUGCAUUUUACCGAGGUUUGAUCCCAUUGGUGCUCUUGAGAAACUCAGAGGGAAGAGAUUGAUGUUUGUUGGGGACUCACUACAAAGAGGUCAGUGGCAAUCCUUUGUUUGCAUGGUUGAGUCUUCUAUACCACCAGACCAGAAGUCCAUGCAUCGAGGUCGGUCUCACUCUGUUUUCAAAGCUAAGGAAUACAAUGCAUCCAUCGAGUUUUACUGGGCUCCCUUCCUUGUAGAGUCCAAUUCCGAUCGCCCUAUCAAAGCAGAUCCCAAUGACAGAAUUCUGAGAGUCGACUCGGUGUUUAAGCAUGCCAAAUACUGGGUUGGAGUGGACAUACUUGUAUUUAACUCAUACGUUUGGUGGAUGAGUGGUCUAAAGAUCAAGUCACUAUGGGGUUCCUUUGCAAAUGGAGAAGAUGGAUUUGAGGAGUUGGACGCACCCGUUGCUUAUAGGAUUGCCUUGAAGACGUGGGCGAAUUGGGUUGAUUCUACCAUUGAUCCGAACAAGACCCGGCUCUUCUUCACUACUAUGUCCCCUACACACAUGAGGAGUGCAGAUUGGCACAAUAAGAAGGGAAUUCGAUGCUACAACGAAACUCAACCCGUGAUGGAGAAGAGAUUCUGGGGAAGUGGUGCUGACCGACGGAUAAUGGAUGUGGUGGCCGGUAUAGCAGAGAGAAUGACGGUCCCUGUGUCAUUCAUCAACAUAACACAGCUCUCAGAUUACCGAAAAGAUGGCCAUACAUCAGUUUACACUGAAACCGGAGGAGAAUUAUUAACAGAUGAGCAAAAGGCCGACCCAUUAACCUUUGCAGAUUGCAUACAUUGGUGUUUACCAGGAGUGCCAGAUACAUGGAACAGAAUGUUUUAUGCAUAUUUGUAACCAAGAGAGAUAAGGACAAGAACUACUGUUAUUCAACUACAAUUCAUCAACUACAUAGAUUCUUUUGGU
Telopea speciosissima is the source of this 1463-nucleotide messenger RNA. Its product is annotated as protein trichome birefringence-like 3. The transcript is spliced from 6 exons. Gene Ontology annotation, cellular component: Golgi apparatus. The coding region runs from base 99 to 1394 and encodes 431 amino acids. The record is from RefSeq and is a predicted model, not a curated record. Gene Ontology annotation, molecular function: O-acetyltransferase activity. NCBI's taxonomy places the organism in Eukaryota, Viridiplantae, Streptophyta, Magnoliopsida, Proteales, Proteaceae.